This is a messenger RNA of Chelonoidis abingdonii (Abingdon island giant tortoise), 1692 nucleotides long. The record is from RefSeq and is a predicted model, not a curated record. Lineage: Eukaryota; Metazoa; Chordata; Testudines; Testudinidae.
AUGGCUGGUAAGGAAGCUACACGGCAGAGGCACCUUACCCAGGAUACUGAUGGCGAAGAGUCAACGUCAGUGCAGGCUGAAGCCUGGAAGAUCCGCUACGAGACGAGCUGGCUGCACCGGCGCUGCUCCUCGCUGCUCCACAAGGACACGCAGGCUCGGAAGGCCGGGCAGCUGUUCUCGGGGCUGCUGGCCAUGAACGUGGUGUUCCUGGGCUGCGCCUUCAUAAGCAGCGUGAUUUUCAACAGGGUGGCAAUUACCUUGCGCGACGUCGAGAUCUUCCUUUCCAUCCUCAAGCUCCUGUCUCUCUGCUGGAUCAUUUACUACUUGCUGUGUACCAGCAGGAAGCUUCAUGCUGUGCUGUACAGGGACUCCCAUGCCGGACCAGUCUGGGUGCAGGGGUCUCUAGUGCUGUUUGGAGCCUGCACCAUCCUCCUGCAUGUGUUCAGGAUUGGCUAUAACAUCAGCCGCAUACAUUGCAAAUCCCCACUGGAAAUCCUGUUCCCGUGCACAGAAAUCAUCUUCGUUUGCAUUCAGACGUACCUUUUAUGGCACCACUCUAAGGACUGCACUCAAGUCCAGCACAACCUCACCAGAUGUGGACUGAUGCUGACCAUGGCCACAGACCUCCUUCUCUGGCUGUUAGCGGUGACCAACGACUCUGUUCACAGGGAAAUUGAAUCUGCACUCAAAGGUCUUGUACAAAAUGUUCGAGGCAAUGAGUCCAGCUCAUGCACAUGUCCAAACACAACAGCCUGCCUCAUCUUCCAGAAGGGCUAUGUCUUGCUGUACCCCUUCAACCCGGAAUACUGCCUCAUCGGCAGCUCCAUGCUGUACGUCAUGUGGAAGAAUGUGGGCAGGCGCAUCCCUCCCCACCACGCCAUUCAUGCCAAGCCCAAGUUCAAACUCCACGGUGUCAUUUAUGGGCUGGUGCUGGGCAUAUCUACAUUGUUCAUCGGGAUCUGCAUCUUCAUGACCUAUCAGAUCCAGGCUACCAGCUCAGCGCCUAGCCAGGAGACCUUUGUGCUAUAUUAUUCGUACUAUAUCGCGCUUCUGCCGAUGAUGACUGUGGGUGCCUUGGCUGGGACGGUCAUCCAUGGCUUGGAAGAGCGUGAGCUAGAUACUCUGAAAAACCCAACCCGAAGCCUGGACGUGAUCCUGCUCAUGGGAGCAGCCCUAGGCCAGAUUGGCAUUUCUUACUUCUCCAUUGUCGCCAUUGUGGCCACCAACCCCAGAGAUCUGCUGGACAGACUCAGCCUGACCUAUGCAGUCAGCCUCAUCAUUCAGCACAUCACGCAAAACAUCUUCAUUAUCGAGGGGCUUCACCGGCAGCCUUUGGUGGAGGAUCCUGAUGCCAAAAGUGAGAAGCAUGAAAACUGUGACUCGAGAAGAGUUUACCCACUAGAGAUAAGACAGGAGCUCAGGAGGGUUUCGCAUACCUACAGACAUACCUACGGCCGCCUGAACUGGAAGAGGAAAGCCCUAAAGGAGAUCUCAAUCUUCUUGGUCUUGUGCAACAUCAUACUGUGGAUCAUGCCCAUGUUCGGGAUGCACCCUGCCUUCGAGAACGGGCUGGAGAAGUCGUUUUACGGUUACUCCACCUGGUUUGCCAUCGUGAACUUCGGCCUGCCCCUGGGUGUGUUCUACAGAAUGCACUCCAUCGGGGGGCUCCUGGAGGUGUAUGUGUCAUCUUGA